AUGACACCUCGGCUGAAAAAUUUGACAUCCAGGGAUCGGACCCAGCUGAUUAGGGUGUAUCCAGUGAUCCACUGCGAAUCCACCGGAACGGGCUUCGCCGAUUUAAGCCCGACUCGCCGACAUUCACAACCCACGGGACGGCCGUCUGUGGCUUGUGAUCAGAUCAAGCUCGGUUAUGAAUCUCCACUAUGCAUUGAGGCCCCAAAGUGGAAUGGCGAGAACCAAGCCCUAGGGGAGGAAUUUCCCCAACCAGCGUCGGAAUUCGCUAACUCCGAAGUCAUUCCAACGUCAGACUGGCAUGUAUCCCAGUCGAUGAAGGGCUUCGUUCGCCUCUCGCGAGUACCUUACAGAGAGUACUUUAUCUUUUGA
Molecule: messenger RNA, 369 nt
Organism: Aspergillus oryzae RIB40
Lineage: Eukaryota; Fungi; Ascomycota; Eurotiomycetes; Eurotiales; Aspergillaceae
Exons: 2
Coding region: 1-369 (122 amino acids)
Source: RefSeq, a predicted model, not a curated record